Staurois parvus is the source of this 546-nucleotide messenger RNA. NCBI's taxonomy places the organism in Eukaryota, Metazoa, Chordata, Amphibia, Anura, Ranidae. The record is from the annotation of a GenBank genome assembly.
CUCACAACUGGCAAUAUGUUGAUUAUUUUUUUGGAUGUGUUAUAAUGGUAUUCGGAUUUGUAGGAUGCAUGGGAGCAAUUAAGGAGAAUAAGUGCCUACUUCUCACUUUCUUUAUUUUGCUCCUUCUGAUUCUAUUGACUGAAGUUAUCAUGGCUAUUGUCCUUUUUGUUUAUGAAAAAAGAGAUUGGCCCGUAUAUCACAAAUCAGUUGAAAAAUAGUUUUGAGAAGCACAAAGAAAACAACAAAAAUGAAACUAUUUGGGACGAAAUUCAGUCGACUAUGACAUGCUGUGGAAUCAAUGGUUCAAAUGACUGGGGUAAUUCAGUUCCACAUUCUUGCUGCCCUGCAGGAUCAAAAGUGUGUACCGAUAAAGAGAUCUUUAAACAGGGGUGUUCAGCCGCUUUCACAACGUGGUUUGAGAAUAAUUUCCUGUAUGUUGGGAUCGUGACCAUCUGUACUUCCAUUAUUGAGGUAUUAGGAAUGUCUUUCGCACUGACUUUGUAUUGCCAUAUUUCCAAAAGCAGUGGCUCGAUGAAUUCAAAGUGA